This is a messenger RNA of Linum tenue, 231 nucleotides long. NCBI's taxonomy places the organism in Eukaryota, Viridiplantae, Streptophyta, Magnoliopsida, Malpighiales, Linaceae. The record is from the annotation of a GenBank genome assembly.
AUGGUCGUCGAAGCUCCUGAUUACAUCUCGAAUCUGCCGAAUGAGUGCUUUUCUGUUGUUUUCCAAUCUUUGAGCUACGCUGACAGGAAGAGGUACUCACUGGUCUGCCACCGGUGGCGCAUGAUCGAAGGCCAGAGCCCCAUUGCCUCUCGCUCAACUUGCUGGCCAAUCUCCUUCAGCUGGUGCCGACGUUGUUCACUCGCUUCGAUUCUGUCACCAAACUCAUCCUAA